Molecule: messenger RNA, 1269 nt
Organism: Puccinia triticina
Lineage: Eukaryota; Fungi; Basidiomycota; Pucciniomycetes; Pucciniales; Pucciniaceae
Exons: 2
Coding region: 1-1269 (422 amino acids)
Source: RefSeq, a predicted model, not a curated record
AUGGAUGCUCGACCAACAACAACCGAUCUUGUGACUUGGAGUGACGGAGGCCUACAUAUUCCAAUCUCAGAUUCCACUCCACACCACCUCCAAGCUGCACGCUCACGAAAACAGAACUACCACAGGGUGAAUAUCCUUCACAGCGACUACAUAAUCACCACCUUCAUCGAUACCAUGGCCGCCGAGGACAAUUCCUUUGUCAAACAAUCACUCACCGAGACCCUCACCGGCCCAUCCGCAAGCGCGCGACUGGCUCCGAAACCAACUCUGGGCAAAACACGCCGCCUGAUCAACUCGAAAGACAUGGCCAGUCGGAAAGCCAAGGCGGAUGAGGAGUCGGGUGGCAUCCUCAAGUCGCUCGGACUUACGCCAACAGCCCGAAGAGCCCACAAGUCGUCGCCCGACAAGCAGGAAGCGGUCACCGAUUGGGAGGAGGUCGAAAACCUCGACGGCAUCGCCGAACCCAACUCACUCCAUCCUUUCGAUCCAUCGCCCUCCAAGGCUCAUCACUCCUCAAGACCAUUAUCCGGUUCACAAGAGUCCACCAAGCCGUCAAAGAGCGAUCCGGACUCGAUGCAUCUCAAAUCUCAAUACCAAUCCUCCUCUGACCCUCCCAACAAUCAUCGCCAGUCGUCACCCAAAUCAAGCGAAUCAACGCUCAUCCUCAACCUGCGUCGUCAGCUGGCCGAAUCUCAGACAGCUCGCGAAGAAUUGGCCUUGCAAAAUACCAAACUAGAGCGCGAGUUGAUCGAGCUCAAAGGGGAUAACAAAGCCAAAGCUGACGGGAAACUCUUGGGUGCAAGAGAAUACCAAGAACUGGAGAGGCAGUUUGAUGAACAGGAGAAAUUGCUCAGUGGGUAUCAACGAGAAAAUGAACGCUCAUUGAUCGAACUAGAAGCGACCAAGGUAAAAAUGACCAAGAUGUCGAAUCUACUAGCGAAAGUGUAUGGUCCGGAUUGGGAGGAGACGAUUCCGAGUAUGAACGACAGUUCACCGGGAGGGACGAUGAAGCAGAACUCGCUACCCGCUCGGAUCCAAUCCUCACCUUCCACAAUCAACUCCACUGCCAUUCCCAACACACCCUCCGAGAAACUCAGUCUGCAAUUGGCGCAAGUUCAGUUGCUCGUACAAGGGAUGGAGAGACGAUUGGUCAGCCGGGAAGCCGAACUCGAAGACUUGCACAAACAGACCAAACUCGAACAUCUCUCCAUCCAAGAGUCUCUCAAUCGCUCCCUGCCUAAACCUCAUCCUCCUCAAUCCUCGAAAUAG